This is a messenger RNA of Tigriopus californicus, 2226 nucleotides long. Its product is annotated as peroxidase skpo-1-like. The transcript is spliced from 3 exons. The record is from RefSeq and is a predicted model, not a curated record. Gene Ontology annotation, molecular function: heme binding; peroxidase activity. The coding region runs from base 71 to 2113 and encodes 680 amino acids. Gene Ontology annotation, biological process: response to oxidative stress. NCBI's taxonomy places the organism in Eukaryota, Metazoa, Arthropoda, Copepoda, Harpacticoida, Harpacticidae.
ACCUGGCCUUCAGAGUUCACUUCCCUAGGUAACGGCGGGACGUGUUAGUACCCGCGAUUUGAACCUAACUAUGGCUCCCCACGUGUUCCAUGGGUUCCUGGCCUCUGCCUUCUUCAUCGUCUUGGCCUCGGCUGGACUUUGGCGAGAUGAUGCCAAGGCCAAAGUCUAUUCAGUCUACGAAGAAUCUAGCUACGAAUCGAGUUACGAAAAUCCUCCUCCGGAUUAUCCUCGUGUGGACACGACAGUGUAUCCGGACUUCCAGGACGGUUCAAUGACUGGCAACGCCCAAUCGACGUACAAACGGGUCAAAGGGCCCAAACUUCGCUCCGGUAAAUUCGGUUACAAUCUGGCCCAGCAUCAGACUCCGUGGCUGGAAUAUGAGAAGGACCGGAAUUCCAAGUCCAGCGUGUUCUUCCCGGGAAAUCGUUGCCAAGAAGGACGGGUUUGCCAGUCGAGCGACGUGCCCUAUCGAAGCGUUGAUGGGAGCUGUAAUAAUAUGGAACAUCCGAGCUUCGGACAAGCCGGAUUACCUUACAGAAGACUCUUGCCCAAAAAACGCAGCUUGGUCGAUUGUGGGAAACACACGGAUUUGCCCAAUCCACGGCAAAUCAGUCAAGAGUUGAUCGAGAGGGGAGAAUAUGACAGGAACUCAAAGGUGAGCAUGAUGACCAUGGCGUGGGGACAAGUCAUCGAUCAUGAUAUCGAAAUCACGCCGGUCCGAGAAACUGCCCCUGGCGAAUUUCUAGAUUGUUGCCAGCCCCAGAACUUGGACAAUCCUGAUUGCUGCCCUAUCGCAACUCCCAUGAAUGACAAAUUCUAUGGCCGCGAGGGACGUCCCAGAUGCAUGCCUUUCCUACGUUCCAAGCUUGCCAAACCCGCCAAUGAACAUUGCGACCAACAACCCGAUGCCGAAAACUCGAACACCGCAUUCAUUGAUGCAUCGUUCGUUUAUGGCUCUGAUCAAGAGCGUGUCAAAUCUGUUCGUAGCUUCAAAGACGGCCUAUUGAGAACUUCUGUCGAUACCCGUGGACGUUUUUUCCCACCCAUCACUGUUGAAGGUCAGGUCAAGAUGGAGUUUGGCGAUACACGUGGAGAUGUUCAUCCGGCUUUCACCAUGCUAAGUACGGUGUUCUUGCGCAAUCACAACCGUCUGGCCAACGAACUCAAGAUGAUGCAUCCGCAUUGGGACGAUGAGAAAGUGUAUCAGGAAGCCCGGAAGAUCAAUAUCGCCAUCGUUCAACACAUCACCUACACGAACUUUAUGGAUGCCCUUUUGGGCGAGAAUACGGUCCGAUCCAGUCCUGUGGCCCUCCAUGAAGAUCGAUAUAAUCCGAAUGUGGAUGCUACAAUCUCAAUGGUGUUUUCUAGUGCUGCCUAUCGUCUUCACACCUAUAUCGCCGGGGCAUUCAUUUUAAGGAACGAGCGAUACGACGUGUCCAAUGUCAUGAGGCUUCGGGACGUGUUCCAUAAUCCGCUCCAUUUGUUAGCCAAUAACACCUACGACGAUAUGAUGCGAGGGCUUUGCACUCAAUCCCUGCAAGAUUUCAACAAUGUUUACUCGCACGAAAUGACGGAAUGGCUCUUCCCUGAGAAAGAAGAGAACUUCGGGCUUGAUAUCGUGUCCUUGAACAUUCAACGUGGACGAGAUCACAUGAUUCCCGGCUAUGCCUCCUACAGGGAGUUCUGCGGCUUGGGCGAGUCCAAAACGUGGGAUAAGCUUUCCGAUUUCAUCCCGCAACCACUAGUCCACAAAUUAGCGAUGGUCUACAAACAACCCGAAGAAGUGGAUCUGUAUGUGGGUGGAAACAUGGAAAAACCUCACAUGGAUUCUCUUCUCGGGCCAACGAUGCAUUGUUUGGUCAAGGAACAAUUCGAGCGCCUGAGAACCGGAGAUCGGUUUUUCUACACAAAUCCAGGCCAGUUCACUCAUGAUCAAUUGAAGACCAUCAAGACCCAGACCUUGGCCCGGGUGUUGUGCGACAAUGCCGACGUACAUAGCGACCUGUUCUUGCCCAAGAACAUGUUCCACAUCCCUCAUGCCAAGACGAAUCGCGGCUUUAAUUGCAUGGAUCAUAUGCAUCACCCACCAUUGAACCUACACGCCUGGCAAUAGGAUCCGACAAACCCUUUUAUGAAAGAAUGAACGCAUUGGUUUUACUCGUUUUUAAUGCAUUUGAAUUACCUAAACACUAAGGAUCAAUAAAGUAAUACUAGUUAUGAACACUA